AUGGAUGCUGUGGCGGAGCUGGAGGGGCAGCAGCCGCUGCAGCUACAGCAGCAGCAGCAGCUGCAGCAGCAGAAGCAGCAGCAGCAGCCACAGAAGCAAAAGCUGCAGCAGCUGCAGCGGAGGGCCUGGCCCUCAGGGACCAAUGGGCCUAAAGCUGGCGCAUGCAGGCUGUCUAAUGGCAGCAACAGCAGCAGCAGCAGCAGCGCCGCUGCAGCCCCCUUCGCUGCUGCUUCCUCCACUGCUGCUGAUUCUGCUGCCUUUUGCAGCAACGACAGCAGCAGCAGCAGCAACAGCAGCAGCAGCAGCAGGAUUGCAGCCCUAGGAGCUGCUAUGCUGCAGCAGCUAGAGGAUGAUUGCGAAGCAGCAGCUCGAGGGGCCCGACAGAGGGCUGAAGAGUUCGCCACCUUCAUAGACGACCAAAUUGCUGAGCUGGAGCAACUGGCUAUGGAGAGUGCCCAGCUGCAAGCUGAGGUAGAAGAACUCAACGCUAAGACAGAGCAAAACCUGCGGGAGGUGCAAGUGCUCCUUGAGGAGGACAAGGCAGUAGACGCUGAGUUGGCUCGCGUGGCUGCUGCAAAGGAGAAGGUGGAGCUGCGGCUGCAAGCGGCGCACCGAAAGUUAGAAGCCACAAGAAAAGAGUUCGCGGUGGUUUCCUCGCAAGACGCGCACGCGAGGAAGGAGUGGCGGGCCAGAGUGGAUGCCUACAGAUUUACUCACGCUUUGAAAAUCUAUCAGCCUGCAGGCGAGAGGUUCACCCGCAUUUGUUUCAUGAGUCUGUACAAGGCUUUGCCUGCUCUGGAGUGUUUUGUGGACAUCUCAUUCCAGCAGCAAACUUGCCACGUCCUUUGCCUCGCAGGCGGCUAG
Messenger RNA from Eimeria tenella, 864 nucleotides. RefSeq lists its product as uncharacterized. The record is from RefSeq and is a predicted model, not a curated record. The transcript has 7 exons. The coding region runs from base 1 to 864 and encodes 287 amino acids. NCBI's taxonomy places the organism in Eukaryota, Apicomplexa, Conoidasida, Eucoccidiorida, Eimeriidae.